AUGGGUGUGGUACGAACAAAAACCAUCAAGAACAAGCACGCGGGCGGCGGCGCCUCGAGCAAGUCCUCCAAGGACGUCGCCCCAAAGUCCAAGAAGCCCAAGGGCACGCCGCCGUCCAAGCAGGUCAAGGACAAGGGUCGCGAGGCGCUCCUCCGAAAGCUCAAGAACCCCAAGAAGCGCACCUACACCGAUGAGCAGCUCGGCAUCCCCACGCUCAACAAGAUCACCCCCGUGGGCGUCGUCAAGCCCAGGGGCAAGAAGAAGGGCAAGGUCUUUGUCGAUGACAGGGAGAGCAUGAGCACGAUUCUAUCCCUCGUCCAGGCGGAGAAGAACGGCCAGAUCGAGUCCAAGAUGAUCAAGGCGCGACAGAUGGAGGAGAUCCGCGAGGCGCGCAAGGUCGAGCAGGAGAAGAAGGAGCAGGAAAAGAAGAACAAGCUCGAAGACGCCAAGGACGCCCUCCGAAAGAAGCGAAAGCGCAAGAGCGCCGGCGACGAGGAGAACCUCAAGGAGUACACCUCUGCAGGCACCAAGGCGGGCAAGGCCAAGAGCAAGAAGCGGGUUUCUUUCGCAUAA
This is a messenger RNA of Fusarium keratoplasticum, 573 nucleotides long. RefSeq lists its product as uncharacterized. Gene Ontology annotation, molecular function: mRNA binding. Gene Ontology annotation, biological process: intracellular mRNA localization; ribosomal large subunit biogenesis. Gene Ontology annotation, cellular component: nucleolus; preribosome, large subunit precursor. The record is from RefSeq and is a predicted model, not a curated record. Lineage: Eukaryota; Fungi; Ascomycota; Sordariomycetes; Hypocreales; Nectriaceae. The transcript has 2 exons. Bases 1 to 573 code for a protein of 190 amino acids.